Molecule: messenger RNA, 2391 nt
Organism: Cryptosporidium muris RN66
Lineage: Eukaryota; Apicomplexa; Conoidasida; Eucoccidiorida; Cryptosporidiidae
Product: patatin-like phospholipase family protein
Exons: 1
Coding region: 1-2391 (796 amino acids)
Biological process (GO): lipid metabolic process
Source: RefSeq, a predicted model, not a curated record
AUGUUUGGGAGUUUUACGAUAUAUUGGCCUCUCCUUUCUUAUUUAGGCCAUAUUUUGAUUAAUUUAAGUAGUGCCCUUUCAUCUCAUAACAAUUUUCAAAGUAACUAUAACAGAUAUCAUUUGGAAGAUGCAAGAGAUAAUAUAUGUUAUGCAUUAGUUCUCUCAUCUGGUUCUAACAAGGGUCCAUGGCAAGCAGGAGUAAUUAGAGGUAUUGCACAAAAGUAUCACGACAUGAAUGUAACUCUACGGUGGGAUAUUGUAGGUGGUACAUCUGUUGGAGCAUUUAAUGGACUAGUAUCUCAGUUUUAUCCUCCUGGAAAUGAAUUAGAAUGGACAACAGAAUUAGUUAUUUUGUGGAAAAUGACUAGGCAAAGAGAUAUAUCUUCUUGUAAAUUUCCUUUGAAGAAAAACUAUAGCCGCUGGUUUUUGAGCUUAACUAGAGGAAUGGUUAACUCUCGAAAUCCUUUUCGCUAUUUAUGUGAUAAUUCUCCUGCUAGGAAGCGAUUAAGAGAACUAUUUCUACAUAGAAGACAUAGGCAAAGACUAUUUUAUACAAAUACAAUGCGUUUUACUGAUAGGACUGCUCAUGUAUUUACAGAACAGUUAGAGUUGGAGGAUAUUAUAGAAGCUGUUGUGGGGUCAGGUACUAUACCUGGGAUAUUUCCUAUAAAAUAUCUGAGAAAUUUGGGUUUUCACGUAGAUGGUGGUUUUGUAGCAGCUGGUGACCUAGAAACUGCAAUUAAGCGUUGCAUAGCUGUUGGAAAGGCAAAAUCCCCUAAAGAUGUAGUUAUUGACUUUAUAUCAGCUCAAGAACCUAGGGAACUAAGAAAGAAUACAUCUUUACUAGAUUAUGAUGAACAAAGAGAUCCUUCGAGGCUACCCUUCUACUCUGUGUUAUUUGAAUCUAUUGGGAUAUUGUCAGAUAUGGUCUCCUCUACUUCUGUUAUUCGACAAAUGAUUGCUAAGUAUCCAGAUGUUACAAUUAGGUAUUUGAUUCAGCCUAAUGAGGAAGCAUUGAUGUGGAUCCCUAGAAAUAUGAUGGAUUUUUCACAAUGGAGGAAAAUGCAUCGAGCUAUCGAAGCAGGAUAUAAUGCAGGAUAUAAUAUAAUUCCUAUGACAAAUGAAGUAUGGGGUUUUAUUUUAGAACCUCCUAAGGUAUUUAUUCAUCCUCCAGAUUCAAUAGAUGUAACACAUAUCCUGGAACGAUACUAUAAAGAAUGUGAUGCCAGAAAACUUUCAAGUGGCUUUGAACCUAUUGGAUUAAAUGAUGUAACUACUUUCUUACUUGCUUCCAAUGUGGAAAGAGCAAUAAGGGUUGUAUUCACAGAGGUAACUCCUUAUAAAAAUAUCUUUUUACUUAGAGAUGCUAGUGUAUUUGCUACCUUUAUGGGUCCAAUUUUCAUUGUAAAAAGAUGCGCGGACUUAAUGCAGUACUUUGCAGCUGCCAGAGGUGUUAGAUAUUCCAACUAUGGCAAGUAUUUAACUUGGAUUGGUGAUCUAUGCAAUAAAAUAGGUACUAAAAUUAACGAAAUAAACAGUGGAUGGAUGAAUAACUUCCCUAUUCUCUAUAAACAAGAACAUAAAUAUCCAUUUGAAGAUUUGGAUACUGAUAAUCUAAAUGAUUGUAUCAUCAGCAUUAACAAUACUUGUAUAUAUGAAUUUAGUGGGAUAUUAGAUGAUACCAGAGAUAUUGGGUUGGAUUCUAUUACUACUGACAUUAGGUACUUAACCCACAUGUUGGCGCAUAAUGAGAGUAAAGGUUUAGGGAUAUCAGCCAAUUACUUUGCUCAGGCUAAGAAAACAAUAUAUGUACUCAAAAAGUGUGUUAAUUCUCUACAAGGAAAUCUUCAGGAAAUACUUGAUCAAAUUGAUCUUAGUUCUACAAUAAAGCAUACAGCUUCUAGUGCGGAACGUAUAUUUAAACAAACAUAUCGGAUUCUCCUCUCAUAUCUUAAGGGAUUACAAAUUCUAAAUGAAGAUAUUGAGAGACUUCAUCAAUCAUCUGAAUCUAUUGGAUACUACUUAAGAGAAUCAGGAAAUAUUAGAAAUAGAGCUUUGGAACUUCUACAAAAUAUUAAUUCUAAAGAAAAUAAUGGUGUUUUUAUAGCUAAUAUCAAGGAUGUAUACGAUGUACUUUUAAUAUAUAAACAAUAUUUACAACUUCACCAGAACACUCAGAUUAGAGAAAGUGAAAAUAAGAGAUUUUUCGCUGAUACUAAGCAUUCUCAAUUACUUUUAACAAGGAUUAUUUAUGCAGUUCGUUCACGACUGAAUCAUUUUAAGAAGAUCUUGAAUGAUUCUCAGAUAAAGAGCUUGGUUCUGGAGCUUAUUAAGUGCAUUAGCAUAAUUGAAAAAAUUUCAUAUUCAAAUAAUGCAGGUAGUAAAUUUUGA